Messenger RNA from Meyerozyma guilliermondii ATCC 6260, 1770 nucleotides. RefSeq names its product ubiquitin-specific protease (gene DOT4). Gene Ontology annotation, molecular function: cysteine-type deubiquitinase activity. The transcript has a single exon. Gene Ontology annotation, biological process: protein deubiquitination. The record is from RefSeq and is a predicted model, not a curated record. NCBI's taxonomy places the organism in Eukaryota, Fungi, Ascomycota, Pichiomycetes, Serinales, Debaryomycetaceae. The coding region runs from base 1 to 1770 and encodes 589 amino acids.
AUGCUUCCUGGUAGCAUGGCUCCGUUGAUAGACCGGCUCAUGUCGGUCCCAUUGCAAUUUGUCGGUGCUCGGCACGCCGAACAAGACACGGCUAAGAAGCCCGAAGGAUGCGUCGUUUUGACGAGUUCCGGUAACCGAGGCAAGCGAUCACGCGAGGAUGACAAUGCCGUUUUGCCAGAGACAAAGUCUGUGAAAAAUGAUGCUGUUUCGAGUCCCAAAAGACCCAAAACGAUGGCCGAGGCCGUCGCCGCGUACACCGGCAAGAAGUUCCGGAGCCGUAAACCCGACUUGGUGGACUCUGAAGACGACGAGGAUGUUGGUGAGGACUUGGGGGAGGCCGUGGGUGCUGAAACUGACGAGAAAAGUGCACUGGAAUCGCCAGAUGAUGCGGACGCAGCUUCAGCGACCGAUGAAUCGGAUGCCGAUUUCACGUCCACCGACUCUCCCAGCUCUUCUACGGUGUCAUCGAGCUCCACGCCGUCGACUCCAGAGAAGGAGCCAACCGAAGCCCAAGCUUCUACCAAAGUUUCUGAGGAUUCUACUGAUGCUACCAAAGUUCCUAAAGAUUCUACCAAAGUUACUGAAGAUUCUGAAGAUUCUACCGAUCCAGUUUCCUCCUCUCUCCCCCUGCAUUACAAGUUCAACGAAGAUCCCGCCGACCGCGGAGACAACGGGUCUCGCCGAAUCUACAAGAGCUGGCGAGAAAUUAAAGGCAAGCCUGCUGGGCUUAUCAACCACGGGGUCACCUGCUACAUGAAUACUGCCAUCCAGGCUCUCAUCCACGUUCCAGCAGUCCAGCACUACCUCAACGACGUCGCUACCUCCAAAACUGCCAACAUAAAACCAGGGCUGGUCACCAAGGUGUUGGCCGACUUGUCCAGAAAGAUGUGGGGGUUCGAUAAGGGAAAGAAUUCGAAGCCGCCAAAGUAUGUGGACCCGAAACAGAUCAUCCGUAGACUCGAUGAUAUUAAUUGCAUGAUGUCGGAAUGGCAGCAGGAAGACUCCCACGAAUACUACAUGUCUCUCUUGUCCAGACUUCAGGAGGACCUGACACCCAAGGGCAAGAAACUCAACACCCUGAUAAUCUACGAUAUAUUUGGUGGGCUUCUCAGACAGAAAGUUACUUGCAAGAAAUGCAAUCAUGUGAGCGAAACCAAGCAGGAAUUCUACGACUUGUCUUUGGGAAUCAAGAAGCGAAGUGCAGAAAAGCAGAAUUCUGGAACCAGCACAGAGAGCUCUAGCGACGACCAGACCCAAGAUAGUGGCUCCAAAAAAGCUGCAAAUUCGCAGAAAAGGCGAUACUCGAUAGACCUGUCGGUAGAGGAAUUUUUUUCCAAUGAAGUGAUUAGAGCCGAUAAGAAAGAUGCUGGAUACAUGUGUGAAAAGUGCAAACAACUUACCAACGCCCACAAGAUAAGCACCAUAGAAACAGCACCUGAGACUCUUACUGUACACUUGAAGAGAUUUAAAUUCGAUGGAAAUUCUUCAUCCAAAGUCAAGAAAUCCAUCUCUUACAACAAGUAUCUUGACUUGACCGAUUACACCACCAACCACACCAGCACCAUGUACCAACUUAUAUCUGUGAUUGUCCACGAAGGUCGAUCGAUUCUGUCGGGCCAUUAUAUUGCACACUGUUUGCAGCCGGAUGGAUCUUGGGCCACUUAUGACGACGAGUAUAUUAACAAGAUCAACGAGAAGGAAGCCAUGAGCGACGACUCUGCUUACGUGUUGGUGUACAACAAAUUGACUACGCACAAACAAACCAAAUAA